ACAUGGCGGCGCCCUUGUGCAAGUGCUGAGAACGUGUCUCCGUGCAGCGAAAACUGCGAUUUUCGAAUUUAGUUAGUCAUUCCCGCAGCGAGGACUCGCUCGCGGCUAUUCGCUGGAGCAGCAGACAAGGGUUUGUGACCCGGUGGUGGGCUGUAGGAGCCACGCGGGCGCGGUGUAUCUCGCCCGGGAGUGUGUUCAUGUAGAAUUUUUUUUGGCCUCGUUUCCAGAGCAGAGACACGCCACGGCUUUCCCGGCGAACCGGGACAGAUUUCGGACGGACAGUGCCGGCGUUUGUCCCGAACCGUGGAUUGGUCCCGUGUAGCUGGUGGUCGCGUGCUCCCGGAGCGGUCGCCUCUUCUUUCUGUAGAACAGGGAGGGACGCGGGAGACGUCGUCGGAGCCCGCGCCGCGGGGAGGAUCGAGCCGCGCCAAGGGCCCUGAUGAAAAUGGAUUCGGAGUUGCUUCACUCGCCUGUGGUGGGACUGGCGGAGGAGGAUGAGGCAGACAUGAGUGACUGGAACCUGCCAUUGGCCUUCAUGAAAAAACGCCACUCGGAGAAGAUUGAGGGCUCCAAAGCACUGGCACAGAGCUGGAGAAUGAAGGACAGGAUGAAGACUGUGAGCGUGGCCCUGGUGCUGUGCCUCAACGUGGGAGUGGACCCCCCUGAUGUGGUCAAGACCUCCCCCUGUGCCCGGCUGGAGUGCUGGAUUGACCCUCUGUCCAUGAGCCCGCAGAAGGCCCUAGAGACCAUCGGUGCCAACCUGCAAAAGCAGUAUGAAAACUGGCAGCCAAGGGCUCGCUACAAGCAGAGCCUGGACCCCACUGUGGAUGAGGUGAAGAAGCUGUGCACCUCCCUGCGCCGCAAUGCGAAGGAGGAACGCGUCCUCUUCCACUACAAUGGCCAUGGUGUACCCCGGCCCACUGUCAAUGGCGAGAUCUGGGUCUUCAACAAAAAUUACACCCAGUACAUCCCCCUCUCCAUCUAUGACCUGCAGACCUGGAUGGGCAGCCCUUCCAUCUUUGUGUACGACUGCUCCAACGCUGGUAUCAUUGUUAAGUCCUUCAAGCAGUUUGCCAUGCAGCGGGAGCAGGAAUUGGAGGUAGCUGCCAUCAACCCCAACCAUCCACUGGCACAAAUGCCCCUGCCCCCCUCCAUGAAGAACUGCAUCCAGCUGGCUGCCUGCGAAGCAAGCGAACUGCUCCCCAUGAACCCUGACCUUCCAGCUGACCUCUUCACUUCCUGUUUGACCACACCCAUCAGGGUGGCCUUACGCUGGUUUUGUAUGCAGAAGAGUGCCAAGUUGGUGCCAGGGGUGACAUUGGACCUGAUUGAGAAAAUCCCUGGACGGCUCAAUGACAGGCGCACCCCUUUAGGAGAGCUGAACUGGAUCUUCACAGCCAUCACAGACACCAUUGCAUGGAAUGUGCUGCCCAGAGACCUUUUCCAGAAACUCUUCCGUCAAGACCUGCUGGUCGCCAGCUUGUUUCGCAACUUCUUACUGGCUGAGAGGAUAAUGAGGUCAUACAACUGUACCCCAGUCAGCAGCCCACGCUUGCCUCCCACCUACAUGCAUGCUAUGUGGCAGGCAUGGGACCUUGCAGUGGACAUCUGCCUCUCCCAGCUUCCUACUAUAAUUGAAGAAGGCACGGCCUUCAGGCACAGCCCCUUCUUUGCGGAGCAGCUGACGGCAUUUCAGGUGUGGCUGACCAUGGGCGUAGAGAACAGAAACCCACCCGAGCAGCUCCCCAUCGUCCUGCAGGUCCUCCUCAGUCAAGUGCACCGACUCCGAGCUCUGGACCUGCUUGGCCGGUUUCUGGACCUUGGGCCCUGGGCAGUCAGCCUGGCGCUGUCGGUAGGCAUAUUCCCCUACGUGCUGAAACUGCUGCAGAGCUCUGCCCGGGAAUUGCGACCCCUCCUGGUAUUCAUUUGGGCAAAGAUUCUGGCAGUGGACAGUUCUUGUCAGGCUGACCUGGUAAAGGACAAUGGACACAAGUACUUCCUGUCUGUGUUGGCUGACCCCUACAUGCCUGCAGAGCAUCGGACCAUGGCAGUCUUCAUUUUGGCUGUGAUUGUGAACAGUUACACCACAGGACAGGAGGCCUGCCUGCAGGGCAACCUCAUUGCCAUUUGCCUGGAGCAGCUGAGCGACCCUCAUCCCUUGUUGCGCCAGUGGGUUGCCAUCUGCCUUGGCCGGAUCUGGCAGAACUUUGACUCAGCGCGAUGGUGCGGGGUGCGCGACAGCGCACACGAGAAGCUCUACAGCCUUUUGUCUGACCCCAUCCCAGAGGUGCGCUGUGCUGCUGUUUUUGCCUUGGGCACCUUUGUGGGUAACUCAGCUGAGCGUACGGACCACUCAACCACCAUCGACCACAAUGUGGCAAUGAUGCUGGCACAGCUCAUCAACGAUGGGAGUCCCAUGGUACGCAAGGAGCUCGUGGUAGCGCUCAGCCACCUGGUGGUACAAUACGAGAGCAACUUCUGCACAGUGGCUCUGCAGUUCAUGGAAGAAGAAAAGAACUACGCUGUGCCGUCGCCUGCCAGCAAUGCAGGUGCCAGCUUUGCUGCCCUUCGGUGGUCACGAGAACCUGGGAACCAGACUCAGAUGAGGGAGAGCCCGGCCCGAAUGCGUUCUGUCAGCUCCUACACCAACAUCCGUGCCGCUACGACGACCCGUAACCUCAACAAGAGCCUACAGAACCUGAACCUCAGCGAGGAGGGUGGCUCUGUGGCCUUCUCCCCUGGGAAUCUCAGCACCAGCAGCAGCGCCAGCAGCACCUUGGGCAGCCCAGACAACGACGAGUAUAUCCUGUCUUUCGAGACCAUCGACAAGAUGAGGAGGGUCAGCUCCUAUUCCUCACUCAAUUCACUCAUUGGUGUGUCCUUCAACAGUGUGUACACGCAGAUUUGGAGGGUCCUACUACACUUGGCCGCCGAUCCCUUCCCCGAGGUGUCCGACUUGGCCAUGAAGGUCCUCAACAGCGUAGCAUACAAGGCCACUGUGAAUGCUCGACCCCAGAAGAUCUCUGGAUCCCUCACCCAGUCUGCUCCUGCUAGCCCCACCAGCAAAGGCACCCACAUCCAUCAGGCAGGUGGUUCUCCUCCGAUGCCCAGCGCCAGCAGCUCCAGUCUGACCAAUGAGGUACCCAAGCCUCCUGCCCGUGAGCUGCCCCCAGCCCGGCCCCCGUACACGCCUCCAUUUGGUGGCCAAGCACCCCACUCGCACCAGUUCCAGCGCACCCGGAAGAUGUUUGACAAGGGUCCUGAUCAGACGCCGGACGACGGUGACGAGCCGGGUGGACACAGGAGCUUCAUCAGCGCAACCAUGCAGACAGGCCUUUGCGAUUGGAGUGCGAAGUAUUUUGCACAGCCAGUCAUGAAGAUCCCAGAGGAGCAUGAUGUGGAGAGCCAAGUGCGGAAGGAGAGAGAGUGGAGGUUCCUGAGGAACGCCCGUGUCCGGAGGCAGAGCCUGCGCAUCACACAAAAGGGUGUAACCCGUCUGGACGACCAGCUCUUCAUCAACAGGAACCCAGGUGUUCCCUCAGUGGUCAAGUUUCAUCCUUUCAAUCCCUGCAUUGCCGUAGCAGACAAGGACAGCAUCUGUUUCUGGGACUGGGAGAAAGGGGAGAGGCUUGACUACUUCUACAACGGCAACCCUCGCUACACCCGAAUCACAGCCAUGGAGUACCUGAACGGGCAUGACUGCUCACUGCUUCUUACCGCCACAGAUGAUGGCGCACUCCGGAUCUGGAAGAACUUUGCCGAUCAGAAGAACCCGGAAAUGGUGACAGCCUGGCAAGGGCUCUCUGACAUGCUUCCCAGUACCAGAGGUCUGGCCAGAAGGGUUUCAAUCUAUCUUGACAGGAGUAAACAGGGAGGUGCUGGUAUGGUGGUGGACUGGGAGCAGGAGACGGGUCUGCUCAUGACCUCGGGAGACGUGCGGGUCAUUCGCAUCUGGGACACGGAUCGAGAGAUGAAAGUCCAGGAUAUCCCCACCGGGGCAGACAGCUGUGUGACCAGCCUGUCGUGUGACCCAAACCGCUCCCUCAUCGUCGCCGGCCUUGGGGACGGCUCAGUGCGCGUCUAUGACCGCAGGAUGGGCCCCAACGAAUGUCGCGUGAUGACUUACCGCGAGCAUGGUGCCUGGGUGGUCAAGGCUCAUCUUCAGAAGGAGACCGAGGGCCACAUCAUCAGCGUCAGCGUAAAUGGGGACGUGCGCUUCUUUGAGCCGAGGGUGCCGGACUCCGUGAACGUGCUGCAGACUGUGAAGGGGCUGACGGCCUUGGACAUCCAUCCGCAGGCCAACCUCUUUGCCUGUGGCUCAAUGAACCAGUUCAUCGCUGUUUACAGCUCCAGUGGAGACAUCAUCAGUAACAUCAAGUAUUAUGAGGGCUUCAUGGGCCAAAGGAUCGGGGCAAUAAGCUGUCUAGCCUUUCAUCCCUACUGGCCUCAUCUGGCCGUCGGAAGCAAUGACUACUACAUGUCCAUCUACUCAGCUGAGAAGAGGCUGAGAUAACGCCCAUGCACCCCCCCACCCCCUCUCCCUACCACAGAGCAAGGAUGUAAAUGACUUCUAAUGUACAUAUGCAAUUAUCACCUUGAAUGUCUAGUGAUGGCUGCUGAUACUCAUGUUAUUAUUAUUAUUGUUAUUAAUGUUAUUGUAAUUAUGGGCUAUUUGAUUGUAGACUUGGCUGUGCUAAGCAGUGUUUAUAUUUAAUUGCGUAUAGAGAUCAUAGAGAUAUUAAAUUGGGGCCUGUUGGCUGUGUAACCUGUGGGUUUCACUGCCUUUGUGGACUAUGCCUGUGCGGCUCCUGGCAGAAGAGGGUGCGAGAAGGACGCGUGGCCCUGCCCUUUGGUUGCAGUCCUCGCGCACCUUUCCCUCGACCAUUUGGGAUCCGUGGCCUGGAAACACGAGGGCACGCUGAGUGACGCUGAGUGUUAACAGCCUGGGACCCUGGAGCUAAGUCUGAUGCAGCGAUUCACCAGGCCUCAAAGAAACCUGCAAUUGGCUGCCUGCCUUGACUACGGAGCAGCCGGCCCCAUCUCUUCUCUGCGUCCUCUGGCCAUGCCAAGCUUGCUGACGCUCCCCCCGGUCUUCAAACCCCCGAUCUACCAGGUCGUCAGCAAGGAUAAACACGCUGCAGCAGUCCCUGCGGCAGCACGCCAGUGCCGCACCUGAGUAUCCUAUCCGAGGCCUCCGCACGCAUCUGCCUCUACAAAGCAGUGCAGUAUUGGCAGGACAUCCCUCUUCGUCAUGUCAUCACCCUUUAGCGCCGACUCUCAUCGCCGUGGUGUCCUGCCGCUUCCGUUCCAGGCUGAGUUAGGAAGCAGGCAGCACUGCUCCACGUACGUCCCCCCCCCCCGCACUUGGUGAACAGCUGGCGCCCUCUGCAGUUUGCACCCGUCGCCUCCACCCUCCUCCUCUGCCUUCGGAGCAGGAUGAUAAACUGUAGACUGCAAACCAGAGUCGGCAUCGGCUGAGCACAGAAACCGAGGCUCCACCCUGUGCCUCUCAGAGCCUCUUAAAGCCACCUUCCCCAGCUGCCCUUCCGGCUUCCACCCCUCUCCCCGGAGGGACAGAACAAGGGGCUCCUCAAUUAGACAUCACACACACGUUAAUUUAUUUUUUUUAUUUUGUUUAUUUUUAAAUUCUGGGUUUUAUUGCAAAGAUUAGUCUGGUAGAUGUGUAGCGAGGUUGAUGCAAUUGGUGGGUUUUUAGAAGUGCAUCAGAGUUUAACAAUGCAAUCCUGUGAGUUUAUAAACAAAGUGUUAGUGCUUUGACUCUUGUGGACUUGGUAUAAGCUUACAUGAAACACACAGCAGUCACAGAGCAGCAUUACACACACACACACACGCACGCACACACGCAGACACACACACACACACAUGCCCAGUUCGUGGCUCUCUGUGGUGCUGAAUGACCAUUUGUUACUGGGUUUUUUUUGGCUGUCUAAUUGCUGUGAGCACGCCAGGCCCCUCAGAGGGUGAGGUUUUAUUAACUGGCUGCUGAGAAUUACAGCUCCCUUCAAUGUUCACUUUCAUGAAGGACUGAACUUAAACAAUAAAUAAAUAAAUAAUCUUUUCCUUCCUAAAGGUACGAGUGCUUAAUGAAACUACAGAAAGGUUUUUCACCUUCUGAGCAUUAUUUAUGAGAGGACUCGACCCCUCCGGGCGAUUGUUGCGAUCGGCGAAGGAGUCGUCAUCGUCGUCGUCGUGUCCGCCUCCCUAGAGCAGGAGGCCCUGUACCUGUCCCGUUGGCCGCUUCCGUCCGUGUCUGGUGCCUCCUCCUUACUAACGCCGCAUUCUCUCUUUUGCGCUUGUGGCUUUGUUUUAACCCUUUUUCCUGUUUUCUCGCCUUGUGUUUUUAAUUCGACUUCCACUGACAUCCUCCGUCUUUCAGAUGAGGUGUUGACCGUGGAGCACUUUUCUCCUCCUCACUCAGCCCUGAAAGUAGGGAGCUCCUGGCCUCAUCUGCUCGCGCGCUGGACGGUAGCGCUGACCUUCGGACCGGCCGGGGAAGGACCCCGAUCAGUCCUCGUGUUAAUGGACUGCAGUCACGAGGGCCCGCUCCGCGCUCCGCGCUCUGGCUCCCGCCCAGGGACGGGAGGAAUUACUGCAGCGUCACCCUUUCGCCACGCUGCUCACAACAAUCGCCUCUCUCUCCGUCUCGCUCCGCAUUUUAACGUUUUAGACGAGAACGUUCAAAUGAAUCGGGUGUUGUCCGUGGCUGUAGAUUGCUGUGUAAGACAGGAGCAUAAAUCAUUGAAAUAAACGAAAUCCGCA
This is a messenger RNA of Scleropages formosus (Asian bonytongue), 6780 nucleotides long. RefSeq names its product regulatory associated protein of MTOR, complex 1 (gene rptor). Gene Ontology annotation, molecular function: protein binding; protein-macromolecule adaptor activity. NCBI's taxonomy places the organism in Eukaryota, Metazoa, Chordata, Actinopteri, Osteoglossiformes, Osteoglossidae. The record is from RefSeq and is a predicted model, not a curated record. Gene Ontology annotation, biological process: cellular response to starvation; positive regulation of cell growth; cellular response to amino acid stimulus. Gene Ontology annotation, cellular component: TORC1 complex; cytoplasm. The transcript has 36 exons. Bases 440 to 4513 code for a protein of 1357 amino acids.